Molecule: messenger RNA, 336 nt
Organism: Arthroderma uncinatum
Lineage: Eukaryota; Fungi; Ascomycota; Eurotiomycetes; Onygenales; Arthrodermataceae
Exons: 8
Coding region: 1-336 (111 amino acids)
Biological process (GO): nucleosome assembly
Molecular function (GO): protein heterodimerization activity; DNA binding; structural constituent of chromatin
Source: RefSeq, a predicted model, not a curated record
AUGAACGUCCCGCUGAAGCUGGCAAAGAAAAAUUGUACUGCAAAGUACCUUCCCAAGCGUUACAAAAAACACUCGAGGGACAACAUCAUGGGCAUCACCAAGCCUGCAAUCCGUCGUCUUGCACGCCGCGGAGGAGUAGUGCGCAUGCAAAAGGCCAUAUACGGGACUAUUCGUCAAGUUAUUGUGGCGCGCCUGGAAAAGAUACUUGAACAAAUAGUACACGUCUUGGAGUCGACUGAUUCCCCGGGCAAAGCCCGAAAAACGGUGACAACGCAAGAUGUCAUCUAUGUUCUCAAGCGAUUGGGGACAACGGUGUACGGAUUCGAUGGUCUUUAG